GUACCUUACCUGUCUGUACUGCUGGUUUACCUAUGGCUCCAUUCAAUACGGCUGGAAUGGCAAAUUGUGGCAUCAUGAAUGAUGGCAUGACUACGGUACCUAAUGCUCGGAAUGAUUGCGCCUUAGUGAUGGCAAUUACUAUAUAUAUUGAGAUACUUGCGACUCGAACUCCUCGCCUUCAGUUCUCGUCAUCAGAAAAUAUCAUACAACACCUAAAAUUCUAAUUUUAUUAGUAAAUUAUCAGGAAAACGCACACGAUGGGUCAAUCACCUUCAAAGAUUUCAACCCAUGGCAGGGGAGAAUCAACUCUAUCAGAAUGUCUCGCCGGAAUCCUUUGUGGAAACCGAUCUGCAGUAGAUGAAUUCUCUCAGCAAGAAGAAGAGGAGCAUUACUAUCCACAUGCUCUGAUCUUUCAAGGAACCGACCCGAAGGCAGAUAAACUCUCGACCAGACUAUUUUUUCGUCGACCUUUGACUUUGAACAACCUAAAGCUCUUCAAACAUCGACCUUCAAGUCUCGUCGGCGCUGUCUGGAGAUAUAUCGAGCCCACUGGACCAAAUUUAAGCGAUAUCCAAAAAGAAGCCAUUAUGAGGUGGAAAGAGAUAGAUAUUCUCAAUUCCACUAAUCCAUAUCAGCUUUCACCGAUCGAAAAUGUCCUGGAAAAAUACUUUCACAUAUUCGAUGACUUGUUCUUUAGAGGUGCAUUAAAGAAUCACGUCAUUCUUAUCAUUUCCACAACUUGUGCCGCUACGAUACCUGGUUGUAAGGGUCACACAUCCGAAGACUCUAAUGUUGUUUUCCAAAGGGCUAAAAAUGGUCAGCUGCAAUGUCGAUUCAAUCCCAUUAGCACAAUCACUAUCUACAUUAACGAGAAGCUCGAGCCCAUGUCAGGGAAAGUCCUGAAAGGUCUAUUUGGGGUAUUGGUCCAUGAGAUGUGCCAUGCAUUUUUCUAUAUUUAUGGUUGUGUUGGAAACUGCUGCCGCGACGGAUCUUUAGACCUGGGUACACGAGGCCAUGGAAUCAUGUUUCAGGAAAUCACAUUCAAUAUCCAAAUCAUGGCGGCAAGUGAGAGUGUUUUGGGCUGUAAUCUCAAUAUGGGUAGAUAUUUUAGCCUACUACAGGAACUGCGCGAUAAACAGGGUUGGAAGGAGCAGAUGGAUGUGAGUAGGUGGGGUUUCGAUGAGAAGAAGUUGAUCAAUGAUCUAGUUAAAAUUAAUACUUAAGGGCUUGAUUUGAUCCCAUGUGGGGUGAAAAGACCCCAGGAGGAAGGCCCAUCGCAAUCUGAUUGUAUAGAUUCGAUGUUUAGUAUAAUAAAUAUACAUAUUCUAU
Sclerotinia trifoliorum is the source of this 1329-nucleotide messenger RNA. The record is from the annotation of a GenBank genome assembly. NCBI's taxonomy places the organism in Eukaryota, Fungi, Ascomycota, Leotiomycetes, Helotiales, Sclerotiniaceae.